This is a messenger RNA of Aspergillus bombycis, 1425 nucleotides long. It is a transcript of the gene csn12, whose product is annotated as protein csn12. Gene Ontology annotation, biological process: post-transcriptional tethering of RNA polymerase II gene DNA at nuclear periphery; poly(A)+ mRNA export from nucleus; transcription elongation by RNA polymerase II. NCBI's taxonomy places the organism in Eukaryota, Fungi, Ascomycota, Eurotiomycetes, Eurotiales, Aspergillaceae. The transcript has 5 exons. The coding region runs from base 1 to 1425 and encodes 474 amino acids. Gene Ontology annotation, cellular component: transcription export complex 2. Gene Ontology annotation, molecular function: RNA binding; double-stranded DNA binding. The record is from RefSeq and is a predicted model, not a curated record.
AUGGCCACCAUCUUUGAAGACUUCGUUCAAGGCCAGCGAAUUGGCUCUGGCCCUCGCCUUGCUGCUGCUCUCACUCCCGUUGCCCCCGCCGAGUACCCCCAACGACUCCAAUCGUUCUACCGCUUCUCCAAUGCUGCCCGUGUAUCCUCAGAUCUCCGCUAUUCUCUCUUUCAGGCCAAUGGGUUGAAGUUACCGAAGCAAGAACAAAAUGCAUGGAUCGAUAUCUUUUCAACUUACUGGACCGCCGUCGGAGAGAUUACCAAAUUCACUGACUCUCCGUCAAGCGCUAGCUGGGUUAAGGUCUUCAAUUCUUGGAAGGACUUGGCAAAUAUUCUCAUCAGGGGCUAUACAAACUUCGGUCUCCAGGCAUGGACAGUUCCAUGUCUAUACGUUGUUGGGAAAUACUUGCGAAUCUUCGCUAUGAAAGCAGACGCCGAACUGUCGUCUCAAGAUUCGGUUGCAUUCGGAGACAAUUUCCAGGAUGACAUAGCGGCCGAUUUCGAAAAGAGCGCAAAGCUGGAGGAAUCAGCACGUAUAAUCAACCGAAUGUUUACUUUGUGUCUAAGCGACAGAGCCCCGAUUGAGGAAUCGCGCAAAUGGGGCAUAUAUAAUACGACAAAUUUGUUGUUCAAAACUUAUUUCAAGAUCAAUUCUGUCUCACUUUCCAAAAACCUUCUUCGCGCUCUCAAAGCCUCAUCGGCAGACCUUCCGGAUAUGGAGGUUUUCCCCAAGUCUCACAUAGUCACCUUUAAAUAUUAUGUUGGAUUGAUUCACUUUCUGGAUGAAAAUUAUGCAGAGGUAAAAAACAACCCCAGGCUUUAUCAGCUUCUGAGACUAACCCUUGCGUUCGGACAGGCCGAAGAGCAUCUGGCAUACGCAUGGAACAUGUGUCACAAAGAUGCAGUCAAAAACAGGGAGAUGAUUCUUGCUUAUCUUAUUCCUUGUCAUCUUGUCACGACACAUACUUUACCAAGCAAGAAGCUUCUUGCUCCAUUUCCCAGACUCGAGAAGCUGUUCCGUCCGCUUUGCAACUGUAUCAUGAAGGGCGAUCUCAAUGGCUUCGACAAUGCUAUGACAGCAGGGGAGGAAGAAUUUGUCAAGCGACGCAUCUACCUACCCCUCGAACGAGGACGUGACAUCGCAUUGCGAAACCUAUUCCGAAAGGUUUUCAUCGCUGGAGGCUUUGAAGAAUCCAAGGAUGGCCAGCCGCCAAUUCGACGUACACGUGUUCCCGUUGCCGAGUUCGCGGCAGCAUUGAGGAUAGGUACACAUGCAGAUGAUAGAUCUCGUGUCGAUAUUGACGAGGUUGAGUGUUUGCUAUCCAACCUCAUUUACAAGGGCCUUAUGAAAGGCUAUAUUGCUCGGGAGCGCGGCAUGGUGGUCCUAAGCAAGGGCGGUACCGCAUUCCCAGGAACAGGUGUCUAA